AUGACGGUGUCGGGGUCCGACAUCUUGGAUUGUGGUCGCUUCGACGGCGGCCGCCCGCGAGGACUCCUCAGGUCCACGAGGACUCCUCAGGCCCACGAGGACUCCUCAGGCCCGCGAGGACUCCUCAGGCCCGCGAGGACUCCUCAGGCCCGCGAGGACUCCUCAGUACCACGAGGACUCCUCAGGCCCGCGAGGACUCCUCAGGCCCGCGAGGACUCCUCAGGCCCGCGAGGACUCCUCAGGCCCGCGAGGACUCCACAGGCCCACGAGGACUCCACAGGCCCGCGAGGACUCCACAGGCCCGCGAGGACUCCACCGGCCCGCGAGGACUCCUCAGGCCCGCGAGGACUCCUCAGGCCCGCGAGGACUCCUCAGGCCCGCGAGGACUCCUCAGGCCCGCGAGGACUCCACAGGCCCGCGAGGACUCCACAGGCCCGCGAGGACUCCACAGGCCCGCGAGGACUCCACAGGCCCGCGAGGACUCCUCAGGCCCGCGAGGACUCCACAGGCCCGCGAGGACUCCUCAGGCCCGCGAGGACUCCUCAGGCCCGCGAGGACUCCUCAGGCCCGCGAGGACUCCACAGGCCCGCGAGGACUCCUCAGGCCCACGAGGACUCCACAGGCCCGCGAGGACUCCACCGGCCCGCGAGGACUCCUCAGACCCACGAGGACUCCUCAGACCCGCGAGGACUCCACAGGCCCGCGAGGACUCCUCAGGCCCGCGAGGACUCCACAGGCCCGCGAGGACUCCUCAGGCCCACGAGGACUCCACAGGCCCGCGAGGACUCCACAGGCCCGCGAGGACUCCUCAGGCCCGCGAGGACUCCUCAGGCCCGCGAGGACUCCUCAGGCCCGCGAGGACUCCUCAGGCCCGCGAGGACUCCUCAGGCCCGCGAGGACUCCUCAGGCCCGCGAGGACUCCUCAGGCCCGCGAGGACUCCUCAGACCCACGAGGACUCCUCAGACCCGCGAGGACUCCUCAGGUCCACGAGGACUCCUCAGGCCCGCGAGGACUCCUCAGGCCCACGAGGACUCCUCAGGCCCGCGAGGACUCCUCAGACCCGCGAGGACUCCUCAGGCCCGCGAGGACUCCUCAGGCCCGCGAGGACUCCUCAGGCCCGCGAGGACUCCACAGGCCCGCGAGGACUCCUCAGGCCCACGAGGACUCCACAGGCCCGCGAGGACUCCACAGGCCCGCGAGGACUCCUCAGGCCCGCGAGGACUCCACAGGCCCGCGAGGACUCCUCAGGCCCGCGAGGACUCCUCAGACCCACGAGGACUCCUCAGGCCCGCGAGGACUCCUCAGACCCGCGAGGACUCCUCAGGCCCGCGAGGACUCCUCAGGCCCACGAGGACUCCUCAGGCCCGCGAGGACUCCUCAGGCCCACGAGGACUCCUCAGGCCCGCGAGGACUCCUCAGGCCCACGAGGACUCCUCAGGCCCGCGAGGACUCCUCAGGCCCACGAGGACUCCUCAGGCCCGCGAGGACUCCUCAGGCCCACGAGGACUCCUCAGGCCCGCGAGGACUCCUCAGGCCCACGAGGACUCCUCAGGCCCGCGAGGACUCCACAGGCCCGCGAGGACUCCUCAGGCCCACGAGGACUCCUCAGGCCCACGAGGACUCCUCAGGCCCACGAGGACUCCUCAGGCCCGCGAGGACUCCUCAGGCCCACGAGGACUCCUCAGGCCCGCGAGGACUCCUCAGGCCCACGAGGACUCCUCAGGCCCACGAGGACUCCUCAGGCCCGCGAGGACUCCUCAGGCCCACGAGGACUCCUCAGGCCCACGAGGACUCCACAGGCCCGCGAGGACUCCACCGGCCCGCGAGGACUCCUCAGGCCCACGAGGACUCCUCAGGCCCGCGAGGACUCCUCAGACCCGCGAGGACUCCUCAGGCCCGCGAGGACUCCUCAGGCCCACGAGGACUCCUCAGGCCCGCGAGGACUCCUCAGGCCCACGAGGACUCCUCAGGCCCGCGAGGACUCCUCAGGCCCACGAGGACUCCUCAGGCCCGCGAGGACUCCUCAGGCCCACGAGGACUCCUCAGGCCCGCGAGGACUCCUCAGGCCCACGAGGACUCCUCAGGCCCGCGAGGACUCCUCAGGCCCACGAGGACUCCUCAGGCCCGCGAGGACUCCACAGGCCCGCGAGGACUCCUCAGGCCCACGAGGACUCCUCAGGCCCACGAGGACUCCUCAGGCCCACGAGGACUCCUCAGGCCCGCGAGGACUCCUCAGGCCCACGAGGACUCCUCAGGCCCGCGAGGACUCCUCAGGCCCACGAGGACUCCUCAGGCCCACGAGGACUCCUCAGGCCCGCGAGGACUCCUCAGGCCCACGAGGACUCCUCAGACCCGCGAGGACUCCUAAGGCAGUCACGUGCGGCGCAGACGAGCUGGCAGGAUCGUGGUGUCCCGGGGCGAUGCGCGGUGCGUGUCCUGCGAGGAAGGAUCGGCGCGUGAGCUGCGUGCCGCACCUCCCGGCGCGCGUGUGUCUGGAAUACCUGCCGCACUUCCUCCCCGCCAGACUGGCCUGCUGGUUCCUGGUGAGCCUCGCUCUCCGCCGGCUCGUUCUGACUGGACCUGGGGACUAG
Molecule: messenger RNA, 2592 nt
Organism: Bacillus rossius redtenbacheri
Lineage: Eukaryota; Metazoa; Arthropoda; Insecta; Phasmatodea; Bacillidae
Product: eukaryotic translation initiation factor 3 subunit A-like
Exons: 2
Coding region: 1-2592 (863 amino acids)
Source: RefSeq, a predicted model, not a curated record